Molecule: messenger RNA, 1473 nt
Organism: Aspergillus oryzae RIB40
Lineage: Eukaryota; Fungi; Ascomycota; Eurotiomycetes; Eurotiales; Aspergillaceae
Product: cytochrome P450
Exons: 7
Coding region: 1-1473 (490 amino acids)
Molecular function (GO): iron ion binding; oxidoreductase activity, acting on paired donors, with incorporation or reduction of molecular oxygen; heme binding
Source: RefSeq, a predicted model, not a curated record
AUGCUGUUCUCCUUGGGACCUUUGACGAUCGUCUACGGUCUGGUUAUCUUUGUCGUAGCAAAGACAAUUUACAAUCUGUACCUCCACCCUCUUCGCUCUUAUCCCGGCCCUUUGCUGGCUCGCGCCACUCGCUGGUAUUACUCUUACUAUGUCAAAAUCGGCCUUCUGCCGCAAAAGACAAAGGAAUUGCACGAUCAAUACGGGCCUUGUGUUCGGAUUGCCCCGGAUGAACUGUCGUAUAACACGGCAGAGGCAUGGGAGGAUAUCUGCGGUCACCGAACCGGCCAACGAACCGAAAGCUUUGAAAAGGAUUUGACCUUCUUCCCACCUGCUCCGAAUGGAGUCGAUUCUAUUGUACGUAUUGACGAUGUCCACAGACGAUUCAGACGUCUCCUGUCUCACCCCAUGUCCGAUAAGGCGCUGGGAAGCCAACAAGAGAUCAUCACUGGUUAUGUCGACCAAUUGAUUCACGAACUCCGCCAACGCAGCGAAAGGUCUGAGGUGGUCGAUAUGGUCCGCUGGUUCAAUUUUACCUCCUUCGACAUCCUCGGAGACUUAGCGUUCGGCGAGUCGUUCGGCUGUCUGGGCAGCGGUCUGAUGCACCCAUGGAUUGAGCUCAUUUUCACGUCCAUCAAAUCCGUCAUGGAUAUGCAGAUUAUCCGGCGCAUCCCCGGUCUCUUUUCGCUCAUCCUUACUAUUGCCGGACUGCAGCAGAAGCAAGACCUGCAGGAGCAAUUCAUGUUUUGUCAGAAGAAGGCCCGCGAGCGAUAUACGAAAGAGACCACCCGGCCAGAUUUUAUGACAUACAUUCUCCGUGCAACGGAAGAAAAGGGCAUGACGCCGGAGGAAAUUGAAGCCAAUGCGCAGAUCCUCAUCAUGGCUGGCAGUGAAACCACGGCCUCAGCUCUCUCCGGAACCCUGUUCUAUCUGCUGAAAAACUCAAUGGCCAUGCAGAAACUCCGCCAGGAAAUCCAUGCCACCUUCCAAGCUGAAGCAGAGAUUACCAUGCGCUCCACCCAAUCCAUGGAAUAUUUGCAUGCUGUUCUGCAGGAGGCAAUGCGCGUCUAUCCCCCGGUCCCCUGUACGUUCCCUCGGACCACUCCCCCUGGCGGGGCGAUGGUUUGUGGUAGAUUUGUUCCGGGGGGAUAUAUCGUGGGAGUCAACCAGCUGGCUGCCAUGACUUCAGAGAAGAACUUCAAGGACCCUUUGAAAUUUAUCCCAGAGCGGUGGUGCGGCGAUGAGCGAUACCAGGAGGACUCUCGCAAGGCCUACCAGCCCUUUUCGUACGGACCUCGGAACUGUCUAGGGAAGAACCUGGCAUAUGCUGAAAUGCGUCUCGUUCUCACGCGGUUAUUAUGGAAUUUUGAGUUCGAUCUGUUAGAGGAGUCGAAGGAUUGGCAUGCGAAGCAGAAGGUCUGGAUGAUGUGGGACAAGGGAGAUUUGAAGGUUCGGUUAAAGCCAUUAAGGCAUUGA